AUGGUGCUCCUUAAGAUGAAGGAGACGGCAGAGGCCUACCUUGGUUCCAAGAUCAACGACGCGGUCGUGACGGUGCCCGCGUACUUCAACGACUCGCAGCGUCAGGCCACCAAGGAUGCAGGCACAAGGGCCGAGCGUCAUCAGAAUGCCAUGGACUAUCCUUGCCUAUCGUAG
Molecule: messenger RNA, 174 nt
Organism: Symbiodinium pilosum
Lineage: Eukaryota; Dinophyceae; Suessiales; Symbiodiniaceae
Source: the annotation of a GenBank genome assembly